Molecule: messenger RNA, 2154 nt
Organism: Nicotiana tabacum (common tobacco)
Lineage: Eukaryota; Viridiplantae; Streptophyta; Magnoliopsida; Solanales; Solanaceae
Source: RefSeq, a predicted model, not a curated record
GAAGUUUAAGCAUCUUUAGUGUUUGUUUUUUGUUUCCUUUGCAAAUAUCUGUCUUGAUGAUUAAGGUUAUGAUUUCUUAGCAGUUUCCAGAAGACCCGGAAAACUGAUUAUUUCUUAGUAUUUCUUUGAAAUAAUAAAUAAAUGUAAUAAUAUGUAAAUAAAGCAACAGGGGGUUAGUGGAAAACACAGCACAUGGGCAUGCAUUGACUGGUUGCAAAUGCUAUGUUUUGUAUAUUGUAAUGUAAUCUUGUGAUAACUUUGCUCAUUGGCAAUUCUUGAUUCUAGGAUUAAUGGGUGAAUCCAUUGCAGAAACUCCAGUUGUUGAGACCAAGAUGGGUGAGUUAAAUGGCUCAAGUCCUACACUUGAAGUAUCAGUUUCAUUUGGAAAGUAUGAGAAUGAUGCACUUUCUUGGGAGAAAUGGUCAUCUUUCUCACCAAACAAGUAUCUUGAAGAAGUUGACAAGUGUAAAACACUUGGAUCAGUAGCUCAGAAGAAGGCCUAUUUUGAAGCACACUACCAGAAGAUUGCUGCUCAGAAGAUGGAGCAAAUAGAGCAAGAAAAGCAACAAUUAGAGCAAGAAAAGCUAAUUGAAUCUCUGCCUACAAUAUUGGAUGAAUCCCAAUUUCAAGAUUAUAGAGAAAGCACAGAGGUGUCUGAUAGUCAUUUUGAUUUUGAAAGAUCUGCUACAGAAGGUGAAGAGGAAACGACAAGAACUGAUGUGAAUAAUAGUGAUUCUGUUGAUGAGCCAAAAGAGGAUGCUUCUGUUGAUAUGGAGGUGAAUAGCUUGAAAACAAGUGACGAUGGAGAUGUUCCCAAGGUUGAAGAACAGAGUUCUGAAAGAGGAUCUCAAGAUAAUCCGAAAGUGAUUCGACGAUUUGAUAAUGAGCCAAAAAGCAAAACCCCAAAACCAAAACCAAAUCUGAAGAAUACGGCUCGAAAGGUACAUCCAACAAUAGAGGAUAGGAUAGCAGCUGGAACAAAGAAGAAAAUUGUAUCACCUGUGACAAAAUCUUCAAGAAUUUCCACUCCAACAUCAAAACCGAUUUCGACUACCAUGGUUACUUCUUCAUCUCAACCAUCAGUGAAGAAGGUGAAUGGGGUGUCGUAUCAACGAAGCAGCAAUACUCCUGCGGCACAAACCAAUAAAGUACUUUCUAGAUCAUUCAUAUCGCCUUCUCAAUCCUCGAACAAAAAGUUUAAUGGUUCAACAUUGCAAAGGAGCAAAAAUUCUCCCACUCUUGAGAAAAGGAGGGUAGCUCCCACAUCAUUGCACAUGUCUCUCAGUCUUGGUCCACCAAAUUCUACAGCUUCUAAUACUACAAUGAGAAAAUCUUUGAUCAUGGAGACAAUGGGGGAUAAGGACAUUGUCAAACGAGCAUUUAGGGCAUUUCAAAACAGUUUCAACCAAGAAAAACCUGAUCUGGAUAUGAAAUAUAGUGGAUCAAAGCAGGUAUCGUCUAAGAGAUCAGAGCAAAAGAUUUCAACUUCUUUGACUCCUAGAAAGGAGGUUGAAAGGUUAAGGAAAACACCAGAAAAGGUUAUCUCUCAAAAAGGCCAAUCAGGGACUAGAUCAAACUCUCUGUCAUCUAGGGCGCCUAAAGAUGCUGGUAUAGAGAGGAAAAAUGUGAACACUGUCAGACCUGCUGGUCAACGAACUGAUAGAUCAACCGAUAAAUUGAAGGAGGAUGCCACCAAAGCUAAGAUCCACCGUCUCAGAUCAAAUAGUUGAAGUUGUUGGCGUAUAUCUCUAGUAGGCUGAAAACACGACCUUCAGCAUCAGCAUGACACUUUUGUAGAUGAAAUGCUCCCCGGGAUGAGUUAUGCUUGCAUGAAGAAGAAGAAACGUCUGAAGAAUUGACCAUGCUUAGGCAAGAAUCAUCUUCUGGAACUGCCAGGCCAGCAGUCUAUAUUCUCGUAAUUCUGGUGUAUUUACACUGUGCUGGACUACUGAAUUGACUAUCUUGUUCUUUUACAUAGUUUAAACUCCAACCUCCCUGGUUAAGACAUUGAGUAGAGUAGCAGUAUACAUCAUAGUAGAAUGUGUAUAAAAGUGUAUCUGGGAAGUGAUAUCUAUAAUUGUAAGGAUUUGUUGUAGUAUCGAGUUUAGGAAUGUAGAUGGUUUAGACUUAAUUGUAUAAUGGGGUGAGAAGUAA